CUCAGUUCCACCUUUGCAUUGGUUUCUACUGGUCGCCACUAAAAAUGGAUCCAACGGCAUCAACUGUUGCCUCGGUCGCAACUGCAGCUAGUAAGCUGAUUCUUCGCUUCACACCGUUGGAUUAUGGACUUUUCAUUUUGCUUCUAAGUGUUUCUGUAGCUAUCGGCAUCUAUUUUGGGUUCUUCUCGAAAAUCAAGCAAAAUAAUGUGGAAGAAUAUCUUCUAGGCGGAAAGUCGAUGCCAAAUUUCCCAGUAGCUGCUUCACUGAUUGCCACGUCUGUGUCGGGAAUAACAUUUUUGGGACUUCCAGCGGAAAUCUACAGUUACGGCACCCAGAUAUGGACGUUUGGACUUUCAGCCAUGGUUCUAGGAAUAACCCUGCACUAUAUUUACCUGCCUGUAUUCCAUGACAUGCAGUUGACCUCCUGUUUCUCCUAUCUGGAGCUCCGAUUUGGCAGGAUCGUGCGGCUCACCGCCAGUUUUGUGUACGCUCUUUCAUCAAUAAUUUUCAUACCGGUGGUCAUUUAUGUGCCAGCUCUGGCAUUUAGUCAAGUUUCUGGCGUUAACUUGCACAUAAUAACGGCCAUUCUGUGCAUCAUCUGCAUAUUCUACACCACGGUGGGUGGGCUGCGGGCAGUAGUGUGGACCGACACGAUCCAAUUCCUUAUGAUGCUGGCGGCAAUUUUUGCUGUUAUUGCGGUUGGGUUGUUCGAUAUUGGAGGAAUUUCCGAAGUGUGGCAACGAGCUGAGCGUGGAGGACGAUUGAUUUGGUUUGAGUUAAAUCCAGAUCCUACGUUAAGGGUUACGUUUUGGACUGUUACCUUAGGAAUGACCACCAACUGGAUUGUGAUUUUUGGGAUCAAUCAAGCAUGCAUCCAACGAUUCCUCGCCGUACCUACCCGAGAAGCAGCCAAGAACUCUCUGAAAAUCUACAUUAUUGGACUGACAAUUAUUAACUCUAUGGCGUGCCUCAUCGGUUUACUUGUUUACGCCAAAUAUGAAACAUGCGAUCCUAUCACCACGAACCAGAUUCAAAAGCUUGACCAGAUUGUUCCGUUCUACGUGAUGGAUGCCGGUGGCAAGAUCCCUGGUUUGCCAGGACUAUUCAUUGCCGGAGUAUUCUCAGCUGCUCUGUCUACGAUGUCUUCUGGGUUGAAUACGUUAGCAGGCACGAUCUAUGAAGACUUCAUACGGCCAUUUCGUCCUAACGCUUCGGAGCAAUCGUCCAGUACCGCUAUGAAAAUGAUCGUUGUACUACUUGGUGCGAUUGUAAUUGUCUUAGUAUUCGUAGUUGAAAAGUUAGGUUCGAUCAUACAAAUGGCCCUUUCAUGCACGGGAGUAAUAUCCGGGUCUAUAUUGGGAAUGUUCACCAUUGGGAUGGUGUCAACUAAAGCCAAUACAAAGGGAGUCGUUUCUGGUGUAGUAGCUUCAAUUAGCUUUAUGAUGACACUUUGGAUAUCGUCCCUGGGAAAGCUGAAUUACGAGUUUCUUCCAUUGAGAAAAGAUGGCUGCGAUGAUGUUGUUCUGGAGUCCAUGACCAAUUCAACGGUUACUGAUAUUCCGCCAACGACGGAGGAAGAGGAGCUCCCAUUUAUAUUCAAGAUCAGUUUCAUGUACUACGCUUUGAUCGGGGUGACGAUCUUCACCCUUGUGGCUUAUCCCGUGAGUCUAUUCACCGGAGGUGCAAAGGUCAUCGAUCAACGGCUGUUAACGCCUUUCGCAAGAAGAAAAGGCAAAUCUGUAACCACUGUUGAAUUGCAAGAGAAAAAAUGUACGGAUGGUUUGCUGAAUGAUGAGAUAAAAGACAAACACUGAUAGUGGCCACGCGUAAUCGAGAUGCAAUAAAUUGUAAUGCUAUUCUUUAAAAUAGCGACGUUAAUUGUGUGUUUAUCUGGAUAAUAAUGUUGGAAAUGUCAAUAUUGCGGAGUACAAUAUUUUUAUUGUGA
Molecule: messenger RNA, 1945 nt
Organism: Armigeres subalbatus
Lineage: Eukaryota; Metazoa; Arthropoda; Insecta; Diptera; Culicidae
Product: sodium-coupled monocarboxylate transporter 1-like
Exons: 4
Coding region: 45-1814 (589 amino acids)
Biological process (GO): sodium ion transport; transmembrane transport
Cellular component (GO): membrane
Molecular function (GO): symporter activity
Source: RefSeq, a predicted model, not a curated record